This is a messenger RNA of Myxozyma melibiosi, 1604 nucleotides long. RefSeq lists its product as uncharacterized. The transcript has 3 exons. The coding region runs from base 254 to 1123 and encodes 289 amino acids. The record is from RefSeq and is a predicted model, not a curated record. Lineage: Eukaryota; Fungi; Ascomycota; Lipomycetes; Lipomycetales; Lipomycetaceae.
CAGGGGCCCGAAAUAAGCUCAGCCCGCGUAAGACACCUCCGGCCAUAAGCGCAGUUCGACCAAAUCCACCAAAUCUUCCUCGACGCCACAGACGCAAACUGAAGCAAAGUGCGAACGGCCUGUCAGGCAACGCAGUAAACGCCUGGUACCGAGUCUGAGUCAGGCGACCCGACUGCCAUCUGCAUCUCGUUCUUCCUCUCGUCUAUCUCUUGGCUCCGUCUGCUUUGUCCUACUUCUGUACUCCACUAUCGCCAUGCAGGCUGAUGAUCUCGCAAACUACACCCGCAGCGCUCACGAUGAGUUUGUCGCCAUGCUCGCUGAAAAAGGUGACGCUUACAUGAAAGAGUGCCUCGUCUUCUCCACAAACUGCCAUGCUUGUAUAACCGCCCCGACUUCACAACCUUGCGGAUGGUGUCCGUUCUCCUCUACCUGCGUGCCCGACCCUAGCCGCCUCGGCAUACUCGCCGCCAUCCGCGACAGCAACAUCUGUCCCUACACCGACGAGCGCUUCGAGUUCCGCGCCCGCGGCCUCGGCUGCUCCGUCUCCUCCAUCACCCUCUGGAGCACCGUCGUCUCCUUCACCAUCGGCAUCAUCGCCGUCAUCCUCGUCUCCGCGCUCGUCCUCUGGCUUGCCAAGCACCGACUGCUUGCCUGGCUUGAACGCACUCUUGCUGACGAGCGGGAGAAAAAUCUCGAUCGGGAGAAAGCGGCCUUGUUGAACUCGCGGAGUAGGGAUCGCGGGUAUCAGUCUAUGGCUAUCGUCAGUCGUAUACCUUCAGAAACCUACAACGCCGACGACGAGGAAGAAGACGAAGAUGAACAACAAGAUGAUGUCGAGAACGACGAAGACCUCUACCAGCAACCACACCUCACCACCGCCGUCGCAAUACCAACCCAACCCGACUUCCAAAGCUCAGGCUUCAUCUACAACCCCCAAACACAGCACUUCAACUCCUCCAAACCGCGCGUGUACGAAAUUCCAACCGUCGAAGCCCGGCGCAUGUCCAGGGACAACGACAAGUUCCGCAUGCCUGAAGACGAGGAAAACGCGGUCGAAGACGUGGGACUUUUCAACAGGCUUAGUAGUAGCGUCAAGGACUUUGUCAGCGCUGCUUCGCCUUAGCGUUGGUCUUGGUGCUGAUUGUGGUAUUUUCUUGGUCGGAGGACCUCAUUUGUUUGGUUUUUGCUUGAUUUUUCUUCAAUUUUAGCAAGGAGGGGUUUAUUGGGAUAAUUUGGUGUUUUUUACGGAUCUCUUGCAUAUUCUUGUUACUGUUUUUAUUUCUUGAUCUAUUAUCAUCGUAGUACAUAUCGUCUAUUUAUUUCGGUUUUCUUGUCCGAUUUUCUUGGUAUUGAGUAGGUCGCAGUCUUUUCUCAGAACUUUCUGCAGCUUUUUAUGGUGCCUGCCUGAAGUAUUUGAUAUAUGAUAACACAUAAAGCAUCUUUCUUAGAAAUCCUCCUCUCAAUUAUCAACUGUAACUGGUUAAUCGUUUUCUUGAUCAACUUCUGUAAUAAUUGAGAAUAUCGAGUCAUACUUCCUCACCGCCGUCCCCCUGAAACCCAAAAACCGAUAAAACCUGAACUCGACGAAAUAAUUCCGAUAAUCA